CCUUAAGUAGUUUUGUUGGAAUCGGGUCUAGUUGGCAGUCCUGCAGCAUAUGAGAAGGAAAUUUCAUUGCAAAUGCGGAGAGGGCCAAAAAGAAAAAGCUGGCUUGUAUGAAACGACGGAUUACUUUUACAAACAAAGGGCAACCAUGACAGAGACAAUGGAAGCCAACAGACCAAACGUUAACGACAAUGGACGUCGUAUGUAAUCAGAGGAUUAUUCCAUUUGCCACAAAACAUUCCUACAUGUAUACAAAUUGGGGACAGGUGGAGCUGAGUGGAUCUUUACGGUGACAAGUUGCUACUGGGUUUGAAGCUAACUAGGGGUUAAAAGUUCCUGGUGCAUAAUCUCUCGCUUUCUCUCCACAAGCACCAUUUUGUUUUGUGAUCUGGUUGAUCAUGCUUUUUGGAUUAGGUGCACAUUUUAACACAUUUUACAUUCAUUCAUGCAUCUCCAUUUCCACCUUUACACUUCACAGGACUCAUAGCAGUCAGAUCACUAUGGGACAGCGAAGCAGAGGGACAAAGCCAUGCAGAUUUUAUUCCGGUAAAUUAGAAACGCAGGGCUGUUUGGUUUCAGUGGGUGCUGACUGGGUGCAUGCAGACUAGCUGUGCAGUGAGCGCAUAAAGUGGGCCAACAUGUUUGUAGUGUUCAUCCUGGGAUUCUACCUGGUAUCAGGUGCGCUUCCCUCCCAAGUGAGCGCGUGCCCGUCGCAGUGCAGCUGUUUUUUUCACAACCUGAGUGAUGGAUCAAAGGCUAGGAGCGUCAUUUGCAACGACCCCGAGAUCUCCCUUGUGCCUGCCAGUUUUCCUGUAGAUACGUCCAAGCUGCGUAUUGAGAAAACGGCUAUCCAGCGAAUCCCAAGCGAAGCCUUUAAUUACCUCCCUAAUCUGGAGUUCCUCUGGAUGUCCUUCAACAUGUUGUCUGUUAUCAACCCAGACAGUUUCCUUGGGCUGCUAAAUCUAGAGGAGCUACGACUGGAUGGGAAUGCACUCACAGCAUUCCCCUGGGACUCUCUUAAGGAUAUGUCCAACCUUAGGCUGCUCGACUUGCACAAUAACCAGUUGACCUCAGUUCCUGCAGACACCACAAUUUAUAUAAAAAACCUAACAUAUCUAGAUCUGUCCAGCAACAACAUUCUGACUAUACCAGCUGAGGUGCUUACUACUUGGCUAACAGUUAAACCUGUGCAGGGCCCAGAUAGCUCCAAAACGAUACUUGGUCUCCAUGACAACCCCUGGGUGUGUGACUGCCGCCUGUAUGACCUGGUCCAGUUCCAGAAGUCACCAACCCUCUCUCUAGCCUUCAUCGACACACGGCUCCGCUGCUCUUCCCCUGAAAGUCUGUCAGGCGUUCUGUUCAGUGAUGCCGAGCUGCGCCGGUGCCAGGCACCACGUGUUCACACAGCGGUGGCCCGUGUCCGUAGUGCUGUGGGAAACAAUGUGCUGCUGCGUUGUGGGACCAUUGGCGUUCCCAGCCCAGAUUUGGCCUGGAGAAGGGUGGAUGGGAAAACCCUAAAUGGAACAGUCCAGCAAGAGAACUCAAAGGAAGGCAUCACAUGGUCAAUACUCAGCGUCCCAGCUGUGUCUUACCGUGACACAGGAAAGUAUGUUUGCAAAGCCACUAACUAUGCCGGCCACGCAGAGGCAGUCAUCUCCCUUGUCAUCUCUGACAUUGCCCCAAAACCCGACAACAACAAUCAAACUAGCAUAGUUGCUGCUGCUACUUCCGUAAAAAAAAACAAGGUUAAGAAACCCAACGAGAUGGGCAAGGCAGCCUACCAAGAGAAACUGAUGGCUAAGUUAAUGGUUCCAACAGCUACCCCAAUUCCCCCACUUGUUUUGGUAGAUUACAGCCCAAAUCCUGACAGUACAGGAUUAGGGAGUGAGAUGGAUAGGGCAUCUCUUGCACCAGCAAUGUUGGAGCUUGAGAAGACCAACCUAAGCAACCUUGCCCAGGCCCAGUAUGAUCCGGACCGGAUAGUUCGCUCAGUCAAGGUCUUGGGUGAUACAGAGAACACCAUAACCCUGAACUGGCGGGCACCCAAGGCCAAGAACACCACAGCCUUCAGUGUGCUCUACGCUGUCUUUGGUGAGAGGGAUAUGCGCAAGAUUAACGUGGCGGCUGGACAAAAUCGUGUCUUUAUUGAGGGCCUGGUGCCCAAGACUAAGUAUAUUGCCUGCGUGUGUGUCAGGGGCCUAAUCCCCAAGAAGGAGCAGUGUGUCAUUUUCUCGACCGAUGAGGCGGCUAGUGCUGCAGGCACCCAGAAGCUCAUCAAUGUCAUUGUCAUCACUGUGGCAUGUGUCAUUGCUGUGCCGCUCACUGUCAUCGUAUGCUGUGGGGCACUCAAGAGACGCAUCCAAAAGAUGUGGGGCAAGAAGUCCAAAGACAUCCAAGACUCAUACGUUACUUUCGAGACAUUAUCCCCUGGGACCAAGGCUAAAGGUUUGGAGGGUGAGUACCUGACUAGACUCAACCCUGAGGAGUCGAACCGGUUGUUGUCUGCCCGUUCCAGUCUGGAUUCAGAGGCCACAGCUAAGAUAGAGGGACAGCCGAAUGAAUACUUCUGCUGACGUCAUGCUCCAGCUCCAGCUACAUCCCCACACUAUCUUCCCCGCUCGCACCCUCUGAAUCAACAGAGCCCCAUACACACACCUCAUUUACAGCAUAGUCCCCCACACACACAUUCCUACCACCAUAGCCCCACACAUAUAGCUCACCAACAGCACGGCCCCGUACACACACAACAUCCCCACCAUAGCCCAACACACACACCUCAUCUACAUCAUAGCCCCACUCACAUGUCUCAUCCUCACACACCUCACCUCUACCACAGUUCCACACACACACCUCAUCCCCAACAUUACCAAAGCCCCAUACGCAAACCUCGGCCUCACACACCUAGUUCUUUUUCUCACCAACACCAAAGUUCUACAGAAACAACUUAUAUACUUGCUCACUCUCAGCACAGUCCCACACACACAUCUAAUCGUCACCAUAGCCCUUCACACACAUCACAAUCGCACCCUUACCGCAGUCCCAUACACAAGCCUCCACCUCUCCCUGAGUUUCACCACAGCCCCACACACAUACCUCGUCGAAAUGCACACGCUCACUACAGUCCUACACACACACCCCGCUGCCUCCCUUUCCCAUAUGAAAGCCCUACACACAUGCCUGGUUGUCUCUUUUUCUCCCACCAUAGUCCCCCACACACAUACUCACACAGGGCACAAGACUCUCCCCCACCUCUUCCCCCACGUUGGGCGCCACCACACCGCGGUUUUUAUCAAAGGACUCUUGGACGAUGCACCAUCAUGGAAAUAUCUGUUUAAAAUUAUUUUUGUUUUACAGCUGAAUCGAAUACUAUUUCUACUGAGAUAUUUUGAAUUAUAUAACUCACUGUUUUUGUUGUUUUUAUAUAUAUAGAUAUAUAUAUAUAUUUUUUUUUUACAUAUUAGAGGUUCUAAAUGAGACUUUAAAUGAGCCCUCCAUAUAACAUUUUUGUCAAAUACUUUUAUCAUAGUUAAGUUAUAUAAAAUUUAAGGCUGAAAGGAAACCUGGGCACAAAUGUCCUUGCUCCAGUCUAUUUCUACUGAUAUUCUUAAGUUAUAUAUUGAGUUGGCACAUAUAUCUAUGCUCAAGACUUUCUAUUAUUAUUCAUUGAAAUAACUUAUCAGCUAGGAAAAGCAGGAUGCUAAUAAUAUACAGAACUUGAUGGAAAUACUUUGCUACAAAUAUUAUUUGCAAUAUCUACUCCAACUUCAACCCCUUCAGAGAAGUCUCUCACAACUCACUUAAAAGGGAACAUAAUGACAAACAGUAAUAGCAGUUUUUGGUGUUUACAUGAUAGGUAUGUGUAUGAUUUGUAAAUACUUUUCUGUACAAUUUACACUUACAUGUAUAAACCUAUGCCUCUGUAUAUAUCAAUUAUAUGUUUUUGAAGAUAUACACAAAGGCAUGGUUCAUCCCAUUGAGAAAGAAAUAAUGCUGGCUGGAGCUGGAAUGAAGUACAUAGACUGAGCUAUGCCCCCUGUAAAUAAUGUGAAAAUGAUGUAUGAUUAGCGUUAUUAAACUUCCAAGGUCUAGGAAAAACAUAUCAACACAUAACUAUCAACACUGUGUUUUCUAUCUUUAACCAUUUACCUGUUUUGUGUCCCCUACAUUUCAAUGCGUCAUUAACUAUUGUAUAACUUCUGAAUAACAUUUUGAUUUAUGGAAAUAUAUUUAAAUAAACUUUUAUAUGUAGUUA
Molecule: messenger RNA, 4249 nt
Organism: Esox lucius (northern pike)
Lineage: Eukaryota; Metazoa; Chordata; Actinopteri; Esociformes; Esocidae
Product: leucine-rich repeat, immunoglobulin-like domain and transmembrane domain-containing protein 1
Exons: 6
Coding region: 636-2570 (644 amino acids)
Cellular component (GO): endoplasmic reticulum membrane
Molecular function (GO): protein binding
Source: RefSeq, a predicted model, not a curated record